AUGGCAGAGAACCUGGAGGUGCAAGUGCCUCAGGAACAGCUGCCAGCAAAAGGCAAGUGCCACGACUGCGGCGAAGAGUUUAAGACGGAGGAGCUUUGCGGUCGCUGGUCCAAGAAGCAGUGCGGACAGUGCAAAAGCUUGAGUCUCCGACUCUGGCGUCACCUAGGGGCCUGGGAGUCCUUUGCAAAGCUCGACGAAACGGAGCGCACGCGCUUCUUCAGUCAGUCGAACGGCUGCAAGGACUGGGCCACAGUCCAAAGCAACUUCACCGAGGCCCUGACGCGUCAGCGUGUUUCGGAGACACGCUCCGAAACGGGCGGCAGCUACCUCCCUGCCAGCGUGCUCCUCUCGCAAGGCUGGACGCAAGACGUCCUGGACAACUGCAGCGACACGGAAGAAAACGAGAAGCUAGGAGGUACGACGUACCGCUUGUCGGUACACUCGGUGCACAACUUCGAAGUCGAGCGCACAGUGCGAGAGGAAGUGCUCACGCGCGUGAAAACGAUCGCGCAGGGGAAAAAGAACAAGGUUCCGAAGGAAUGGGACGUUGUGCCUGGGCAGCCGAGUAAGCAGGAGAAGGAGAAAGAGCCCAACAACGCGCGCCAGAACAAGUUUACGCUGAGCCUGGCAAACCAAGCCCUGCCUCUGCUCAGUGCAACGUGGUGCUCCUUGACCUCCGUGACUGUCAAGGGCACGCCAGAAAGCUUGGACGACGCCACCAGGCAACAGGUGCCCGAGUUCUUGAAGAAGCUUGGGGACUGGAAGGCGGCCUGUGAGGCGACCUUAGCCAAGAAAGAAAACUGCACAGAGCUUCUGGAGACCCUGCCCUUCGGCAAGGAAGAGUGGAAGCCCACCUGCAAGGCUGCGAACGAAGUUGUGAAGCAGGUGAAGGUGUGCAAGUCGGAGGCUGCAAGAAGCAAGCGUGAAGCCAGGAGCGCCGCUAAGCGUGCAGCUGAGGAGGGCACAAAGGGCGCAGGCGCCGAGGCCAAGGGGCCUUCCAAGCGAAGGAGAGCCAAGGGACAGUAG
Molecule: messenger RNA, 1026 nt
Organism: Symbiodinium sp. CCMP2592
Lineage: Eukaryota; Dinophyceae; Suessiales; Symbiodiniaceae
Source: the annotation of a GenBank genome assembly